Molecule: messenger RNA, 4170 nt
Organism: Acaromyces ingoldii
Lineage: Eukaryota; Fungi; Basidiomycota; Exobasidiomycetes; Exobasidiales; Cryptobasidiaceae
Exons: 5
Coding region: 131-4075 (1314 amino acids)
Biological process (GO): phosphatidylinositol phosphate biosynthetic process; phosphatidylinositol-mediated signaling
Cellular component (GO): membrane; cytoplasm
Molecular function (GO): 1-phosphatidylinositol 4-kinase activity
Source: RefSeq, a predicted model, not a curated record
GCGCACAAAGUUGACGUUCCAUAUUAAAGCGCACGCAGCGAACGUCUUCCGUCGUCCGGGUCGACCACAGAAGGAGCGACGACGAGGAAGGUGAAGAAAGACGGCUCCGGCUUGGCAAGAAGAAAAAGCGAUGGCCGUUGGAGACCCGAACGAUGCGUCUCAUGCGCUCCUGUUGCGCUUGUUCCAAUCAGAGUUCUUCAGCCCACACCUGGCCCUUUCAUAUCUCAGGACGUAUUCCGACAGCAUCGGAAUCACCUACUACCUCGUCGAUCAGCUCCAAACCGCCUUUGAGCCUGCAGAGGUUGAAUUCUACUGGGCCCAAUUCUGUCACCUUCUCAUUACCAAACCGUCUCCGUCUCGCGCGCUCGAGUACUUUGUCCUGCAGCGAUGCGAGGAGUCUGUCCAUGUUGCGCUUCUGACGCUCUGGUUCUUUCAAGCCUCCCUCUAUGACCUCAGCAGCAACCCACACACAGACUCUUUCCAAAUCUGCCAGAGAGUUUUCAAUCAAUGUCAACGCAUCCUCUACGACGACCCACUGGCGGCCACCGAUGUUGUGUCGGCUUCCAACUCCGUCGUAGGCAGCUCUACCAAGAUCGGGUUUCGACGCCGCCUGAAAAUUAAAGCACGGGCUAGGCUAGGCGACAAGAUCCUGCCGUCCAACGUACUUCCAUGCGUCGUGGGUAUCGGUGCUGUCGUUGCAAGCGUGCCUGGCAUGCCUGCAUUGGCGCCCUUCGUGGGUCAAUUCGCAAUCGAGCAAGGGAGAAGAAGACCUCAAGGCAAGGACAAGGCGCCGCUCGAGGGGUCAGGCAUGCAGAGGAUUGCCGUCGGAGACGACGCGAAUGAAUCGGAUGAGGAGCACAACAUCAACGAUGACGACGACGAUGACGACGAAGAUGACGAAGAUGACGACGACGACGACGAGCAAGAAGUUCACGACGAUAGCAGGGAGGAAGACGGCAAGGGCGAGGAGCAGAGUCGUGAGAGUCGCGAUGCCGCCGCGCAGAAAGCUCGUGGCCAUACCAUGAGCCCUCGUUCUACCACACCUGCUCCUGUAGCGAUCGAGGAGCAAGGAGCCGAACCUGGCGAGCUCGAGGGCGUCGCAUCAGGUUCAGGACAGCAUUCAUUCACGUCGCCCUUGAGAUCUUCAACCAAUGCAAUGUCACCGCAAUCCACGAAGUCUGCCUUCGCAUCCUCGACUGGAUCAGGUGGAUACAAUGGUGGCAUUCUGGACAAGAGCGGCAAAGGCAAUGCCAAUCCGCUCAUGAACUUCACAUCACAGUUCAAUGAGCUUCGUGGCAAGGCGACAGCAGCCGUCAACGACGUCUUUGGGCAGACAUUCGGCGUUGAUUUCGCUCAAGGCGCUGCUUCCUCAUCCAGGAGUAGCCCUCUUCCCCCGCCUGCGUGGCAUCCACAACGCAACAGGAAGCGGACUGGAAGGAAAUCCACCUCGGUCCGAGAGCAGACGUCAAAAUCGAUGAUGAGCCUUGCAGGCAACUCUCGCCAUUCGCUCUCGACAUCGCCUUUUGCCUCAUCGGCCACCCUGGGCGAUGACGGCGCAGUGGCAACACCUGACAUGGUGUUGGCGCAGUACGAUGAGGAAGCACGGAGGCGGCUGCUUCGAUCCAAUUACUGUCGCAAACAGACGGACUUCUUGCAGGCGCUCCAGGACAUCUCAGCACGUCUACUGCUCAUCCCCAAGCCUGCCAGGCUGUCAGCGCUGCGCGCUGAACUCACUGCUCUCAAUCAUCAGUUGCCGUCGGAGGUCUGCUUUCCGCUGUGGUGCAAGGCUGAGGAGGCAAACGAUGGCCAAGAGACACGAUCCAACAUGCCAGAGCAGCAGCAGCAACGCGCUGACAAGGGUGCCACGCAGCGGAAGCGGGGACGGCAUCACCGCGUCGUACGAAUCAAUCCAAGCGAAGCUGUCGUCCUCAAUUCGGCAGACCGCGUCCCCUUUUUGCUCCACGUCGAAGUCCUCGACAACGACCUCGACUUUGACCCCAAUCGAAGGCAGAACCGCGAGGGCCUCAAGACUCUCGUGAUGCAGGAAGACGUUCGGAGGCGAAAGAUGCUCAUGUCGAGAAACUUUUCUGGUUCGGGCAUGGAUGUGUCCAAACACGAUGACGCUGUGCAGGGCUCGUCGGACUCGGCAACGGUCGCGGAGAGGGAGAAGAGCAAAGUCGGGAUAGACAAGGGCUCUUCAUCGUCGCCCACUCAUAAGCCUGAGACCCUUGCUGUCGAGCAGAGCUCCUCAAAUGGGGCACUGAGGCCACCCAGUCCACUCGCCAGAUCCCUUCCCGCGCAAUCACAGCCUCUGACACCAAAAGGAGCCGAAGAGGAUGAAGAGAUCGACCUCACCGAGCAGGCGUAUGGCGAGGAUCUAGCGGCAUUCGGGGAGGAGCGAGUAGAAAGCGAAAGCGAAGACGACGAUCUCUCGCGCAUGAAUCUGAGCCACGACACGGCCGCCUGGUCGCAUGCACGCGGAGGAGGCUCAGUGGCGCCGGCUCCGGCUGCCCUAACAGGACAAAAGGCGGCGCAAGCGAAGCGUGAUUUCUCCCUCGACGAGUAUUCGGAAAGGAUGCGGACAGCAGCGGUGAUGCUUGCCCAGCUCAACCAGAGCACAAAUGCCUCGGCGCAUCCGAUUGCCAAUUCCAACCCGCAUGUGAGCUCCACCGCACAGGGGGGCUGGAGUAGCUGGAUCAUAGGUACCAGCUGGGCUUCAGGAGCGCAACCGGGAGGCUUGAGCGAGGUGGGCCAAGGCAGUGCGGGGGUCAAAGCGCCUUUGCCCAAUGGGCUAGGUACUAGCGGGAGCUCCACCAACCUCGGCAGUGGCGCGGCUUCCUCCGGUGGGGCAGGAGCAGGAGGUACCAAUGAUGGCAGUGGUGGUGGCGGUAGCGGCAGUGGCAGCGGCGGAGCACGGCAGGGAGCCCUUGCUGCGGCCGUGCCAGCAAAGGGCGGCAAGAAGCUGAUGCACACAGAUACCGAGAUGAUCCGCAAGCGCAUCAUGCAGGAGAUGAUGGCGUUGGAGGAGGAAAGAAUGGAGCGCAUGAAGGCCAAUCCAGGGAGUCGACGUCGCAACGGUGUCAAUGUCGAGGACGAAGCAACCGUGCAGCGGGCCGUCAACAAAGACGAUCCAUCGGCAGCCAUGUUUCGAGAAUCGUGGGCGGCCAAAAAGGCUCGAAUCCGAGCUGCGAGUCCGUACGGUCAUUACGAAUCGUGGGACGUGUUCUCCGUCAUCGUCAAGACAGGUGCCGACCUGCGCCAGGAGCAACUGGCAGUCCAGCUUAUCCAAGAAUUCUCGAGAAUUUGGGCAGAGACUGGCUGUCGAUGCUGGGUGCGAUACUUCCGGAUCCUUGUCACGAGUGAGAAUUCAGGCAUCAUGGAGACUGUGACAGAUUCGGUGUCUGUCCAUUCCAUCAAAAAGGAGGCGUAUUCGCGGAAUUCGCUCCUGGCCAACAACGGUGAUCAGCCGGGCCAGCCAAAUGGGGGCAAGAUCGCCACAUACAGCCUGUGGGACCACUACCUGCACAGCUUUGGUGAUGCAUCUUCGGCCAAGCUGAAUCGGGCGCGUGAUCGCUUCAUGGAGAGCCUCGCGGGCUACUCGAUCAUCUCGUAUCUGCUUCAGAUCAAGGACCGGCACAAUGGCAACAUUCUCGUCGAUGGCGAUGGCAGGCUGAUUCACAUUGACUUUGGCUUCAUGCUCGGCAUUAGUCCUGGCGGCGUCGGUUUUGAAGCGGCGCCGUUCAAGCUCACCCAGGAGUACAUCGACAUUCUCGGUGGGCUCGAGUCUGAACGCUUUGCCCAAUUCAAGAAUUUGGUCAAGCAGGGCUUCCGAGACGUUCGAAAGCACGCCGAACGCAUCAUUACCAUCGUCGAGCUGAUGCAGAAGGACUCGAAGCUGCCGUGCUUUGCGCUGGGUGAGCUCACGGCAACAUACCUCCGCGACCGCUUCCAGCUCGCCCUGAGUCAGUCGCAGUGUGACGACUUCGUCGAUCGUCUAAUUCUGGGCUCGGUCAACUCGACAUUUACCAGACUCUACGACCAAUACCAGUACUACAGCGAGGGCAUUCUUUCCUGAUCUUUCUCCUCAGCUGCCCUUCUCCCCGGCUUGCUUGUAAUUUGAUUGAAGGCCUUGGUAGCAAGCCCAAAGGAAUCAAUGCUGCUCUUCUGUUG